AUGCCAGUUAGUCGAGGUCCUUUAUCAUCGGAUUGGUUUGAACAAAUAAAAAAAAUUGAUCGAAAAGAUUCUAUAAUGUGUGCUUAUAAAUUAUGUCGAGCAGAAUUUCGUUAUUGGGGAAUGCAAAGUAGAUGUGAACGAUUUAUUCAUGAAAUAGCUUUACGUAAAACAAUAUUACGAGCACAUCGACAAGCAUGGUGUUGGCAAGAUGAAUAUCAAGGUUUAACAUUAGCUGAUAUAAGACGUUUAGAAGAUGAAACACAACAUGAAUUAAAUAAACGUAUGGCACAAUUUCAAAAUGAAAAUAUUCGUUUAUCAUUACAAAUAAAAACUUAUGAAGAUGAAAAUUUAACAAAAUCAAUUGAUUCAACAAAUGAUAUUAAUCAAUCUUUCCCUAAAAAACGAAGUCGACAAAUGUCUAUUGAUAAUAUUAAUGCUAGUAGACCAAGAAUUAAUUCAUUUCCAGUACCACCAUUACCAAAAGAUGAAGCACAUGAUGAUGAAUUUUUUGAUGCUGAAUCUAUUCUCGAAGGUAUAUCAAGUUUACGUUCAAGUCUUAGUAUAAUACAUUCCAUAGAAGAUAUUCGAUUGAAUGAUUCAAUACAUUCAGAUUCUCAUCAAUCAAGUAUGGAUGAUGAUGAACGAACAAAUGGAUUAUCAGCAUCAGAUGAUAAUAAUAUUAAUAAAUGUGCCAUUGACAUCCUUAUACUUAUUUUUUAUGGUGGUAAUAUCUUUUCAACAGAAGAAGCUUUUGUAAGUGCUAAAAAAACUGAUUUUCUCAGUUUUCGUUCAACAUUUGAUACUGUCCUAAAAAGUCAUUAUUCACGUGCCGAAGGAAAAAUAGCUAUACGUUUUGUUGAAUGUCGUUCUAUAUGUAUUGAAGCUAUAAAUUUAUUAAGUACUUUAUCACCAUAUGGCGCCUUAAAUACAACGUAUGACAUAUCACAUAGUGAAACAUUACCAAUAAAUGCAAUACCAUUAUUUGCAAUAUCCAAUCCCGGUUAUCAGACAACAUUAACAAAUGUUAUUGUGUCAGCUAAUAAAGUUUAUCAAGAAUUUAUAUCAUCAAAAGAAGGAAAAAAUUUUUCUGGACAAGUUGUUAUUAUUGGAGAUGCUAAUGGUGCAAUUUUAGCUUAUGAUUCACUAUGUUUAAAUCAUACCUUCGAAGAUACAACAUCAUUAUAUGGUGAAGAUGCAUCAACACCACGUACACCUGCACUUGAUAAACGUACCCGAAAAGAUAGUAGUGAGACCUAUUCAGGACAAUCAUCAAAUCGAAUAAGUACAAAAAGUACACCAACAAAUGAUAGUGUCGAAACCAACGAUAACUCAUCAUAUUCUAGUGAUAGUCUUCGUAGUAGACAAGAAAAUUCUAGUAUUAUAUUAGCAUUUGAUGUCAACGAAUUUUUUUCAUUUGGUUCACCUCUUUCACUUAUUCUUGCUUAUCGACGAAUGGUUACUGAAAGUGUUGUUCGUCCAUAUUGUGGACAAUUGUAUAAUUUAUUUCAUGCUUGUGAUCCAAAUGCAUGUCGUAUUGAACCAUUAAUACAAUCAGAAUUUAAUCAUAUACCUCCAUGUUGUAUUGCUCGUUAUUCACAAUUUCCUUUAGGCGAUGGAGAAUCAACAUUACUUAUUGAAUAUAUUCAUCAAUAUUCAAAUUUAUUUUUAAACAAUAAUAAUAAUGCAAAUCAAUUAUCAAAUGAAAUUACUACUGUUUUCUCUGAUAUUCGACAAAAUUGGUGGGGUUCAAGACGUGUUGAUUAUAUUGUUUAUUGUCCGGAAUUUUUAAUGAGUCAACCAGCACAUGUUUUACCUAUUGUUUUUCAUUCAAGUUAUUGGGAAUCACGCGAUGUUAUGUCAUUUAUUUUACGAAAUAUUACACGUAAUCAAGAACAAUUUCAAUUUUUUAAUAGUCAAACUAAUAUGAAUCCAUGUUCAUUUGCACCUGUGAAACCAACUGAACGUUGGUUACAUCGUACAACAGGUGUUAAAAUACGGAAUUUAGCACCAAAUCAUCGAGGAAAUGAUACAAUGGUUGUUGAUGCACGACCACAAACAAUUCAUGCAAAAUUUCAUUAUGGACCUAUUGAUAUGGUUUGUUUAGUUAAUGAAAAAGUUGAUAUUUAUGUUAUGAGAUUUGCUCCAUAUGGAGAAUGGACAUUACUUGAUUCAGUUGAAACAGAUACUCAUGGUCGUAUACGAUAUACAAUAUCUGAUGAUAAAAAAUUACCAGUAGGAUUACAUCCUGUUAAACUUGUUGUUCGUGGUGAUCAUACAACAGUUGAUCUUUAUCUAACUGUAUUACCACCAAAGAGUGAAGCAGUUAUAUUUAGUAUUGAUGGUUCAUUUACUUCAAGUUUUUCCGUUAGUCAUCAUGAUCCUAAAGUACGACCAGGUGCUGUUGACGUCGUAAGAUAUUGGCAAGAAUUAGGUUAUAUUAUUAUUUAUGUAACAGCACGUCCUGAUAUUCAACAACGUCAAAUUGUUCAUUGGCUUGCACAACAUAAUUUUCCUCAUGGUAUGACAUUAUUCAAUGAUGGUAUAUAUCGUGAACCAAUUAAACAUAAAGCUGAAAUGUUACGAAAUGUAGUUGAAAAUGCUGAUUUAAUUAUAACAGCUGCAUAUGGUUCAUCAAAAGAUGUUCCUGGUUAUCAAUUAAUACAUGUACCACCAGAAAAAACAUUUGUUGUUGGUAAAAUUAAAAAUCGUUUACAAGGACAAGCACGUUUUCUUACUGAUGGAUAUGCCUUACAUUUAACUGAACUUUCUAAACCGGGUAUGGUUCGACCAUCAAAAUCAAAUUCUCGUCAUUUAAUACGUCGAGCUUGUUUUAAUUUACCUAAAUUAUCAACAAUGACAGCUGCUCAAUCAUCUACAUCACUUAUUAAUACAAAACAAUCAAAUUCACCAACAUUACAACAUCCAGUUAUUGAUCAAUCAUUAUCAGCACCAUUAAUACAUCGAAGAAUAAAUUUCUAUGAUGAUACAAAUGAUCCUCAACAACAUCAUCGUUUGAUGUUAACUACAUCACAAUCAAAAGAAUCUCCAUCACGUGAAGAAACACCAUUCCGUUUUUUUGAACAUUGCCAGCGAAGUGAAUCAAGACAACGCAUUUGA
Molecule: messenger RNA, 3117 nt
Organism: Rotaria sordida
Lineage: Eukaryota; Metazoa; Rotifera; Eurotatoria; Philodinida; Philodinidae
Source: the annotation of a GenBank genome assembly